Messenger RNA from Cajanus cajan (pigeon pea), 111 nucleotides. Lineage: Eukaryota; Viridiplantae; Streptophyta; Magnoliopsida; Fabales; Fabaceae. The record is from the annotation of a RefSeq genome assembly.
AUGCUUACUCUAAAACUAUUUGUUUACACGGUAGUGAUAUUCUUCGUUUCUCUUUUCAUCUUCGGAUUCUUAUCUAACGAUCCAGGACGUAACCCAGGACGUGAAGAAUAA